Tripterygium wilfordii is the source of this 3569-nucleotide messenger RNA. RefSeq names its product dual specificity protein kinase YAK1 homolog. The transcript is spliced from 18 exons. Bases 398 to 3316 code for a protein of 972 amino acids. Gene Ontology annotation, cellular component: cytoplasm. Gene Ontology annotation, biological process: peptidyl-serine phosphorylation; peptidyl-threonine phosphorylation. NCBI's taxonomy places the organism in Eukaryota, Viridiplantae, Streptophyta, Magnoliopsida, Celastrales, Celastraceae. Gene Ontology annotation, molecular function: ATP binding; protein serine/threonine kinase activity; protein tyrosine kinase activity. The record is from RefSeq and is a predicted model, not a curated record.
AAAAGAAAAAGAAAAAACUCUCUCUAAAAAUCUUCUUCCUCCUUCGUGUCGCCCGCAAUCCUGUCUCUAUUCAUCUAAUCAGAUGUACGGAUACAUAAACGUAUCUCACACUGGUUGGUCGAUUUGUCUUCUUUUCAAUCCUUUCUGCUGUGAGAGAUUGGUUGUUUAGUUGACAGCGAUAUGAUCCAUGGGCGGCGAUGAUUCUUGUAAAUGAGCGUAAAUGAGAUAUGGGAUUGGAGUCCGUUGGUGAAUUUUUUUUUCAUCGCCAUCAUCUUCCAUAGCAAAAUCCGAAUCUCGAUCCCACCAAUCAAUUGGGAUUUUGGGUUUCUUGGAGUGUUGUUGUUCAUGCUGAUAUUAAAUUGUGGUCGUUGUUAGUGGUGGUGGAGGGGUUAGUGUCAUGGACGAUGCGAGCCCUAGCAACAGAAAAGUAGGCGAAGCUAGAAGAACGACGGAAGUGGGAGCUGAGUCGUCGCGGUGGCUCCCCAAGGAGGUGGCUUUUGCACCGUAUUUGCGGCAGGAGAUUGAGUCUUCGAACGACAAGGCUCAAAAUUUGCGCGUAGUUGUUCGAAAACCUCUUUUAGCAAGGCUAACGAAGGACAUUGUUGCAACUUACCAAACAUGCAAUCCACAGUUCAAGUAUUCAGAAGAGUUGAAUCCAAAAAGAUAUUUAACCAGUCCUUCAAUCAGUGUCUACAAUGAUGGCUUUGAUAAUGUGAACUCAGAUCUUAUUCUGGCUGUGAACUUUGCGUUGGUCAAUUCAGAUAGGCAGAGAAGGUAUGUAGUCAAAGAUGUUCUUGGUCAUGGGACUUUUGGGCAGGUUGCUAAAUGCUGGGUUGCAGAAACAAGCAGCUUUUUUGCGGUGAAGAUAAUAAAAAACCAGCCUGCAUAUUAUCAACAGGCACUGGUUGAAGUGUCUAUUUUGACUACGUUGAACAAAAAGUAUGAUCCUGAGGAUAAGCAUCACAUUGUUCGUAUUUAUGAUUACUUUGUAUUUCAACGUCACUUGUGCAUAUGCUUUGAGCUGCUUGACACAAAUCUGUAUGAGCUUAUCAAGAUAAAUCAUUUUAGGGGAUUAUCAUUGAGCAUCGUCCAGUUGUUCUCCAAACAGAUUUUACUUGGGUUGGCUCUACUAAAGAAUGCUGGGAUAAUCCAUUGUGAUUUGAAGCCAGAAAACAUUCUUUUGUGCACAAGUGUGAAACCAGCAGAAAUUAAGAUAAUUGACUUUGGAUCAGCAUGCAUUGAAGAUCGUACUGUUUACUCAUAUAUUCAGAGUCGAUACUAUAGAUCUCCUGAAGUUCUUCUUGGGUAUCACUACACUACAGCCAUUGACAUGUGGUCCUUUGGAUGCAUAGUCGCUGAAUUGUUUCUUGGGUUGCCUCUCUUCCCUGGAGCCUCAGAAUUUGAUCUUCUGAGAAGGAUGAUUGAAAUACUUGGAGGACAACCCCCUGAUUAUGUACUAAAGGAAGCAAAAAACACAAGUAAGUUCUUCAAAUGCAUCGGGACUGUUCACAAUCUAGAGAAUGGUGAAAUUUCCAGGGAGAGCAGAAGUGCUUACCAAGCAUUAACAGUGGAAGAAUAUGAAGCAAGAGAGUUAAAAAGACCAGUGAUUGGAAAAGAGUAUUUCAAUCAUAUGAACCUUGAAGCGAUUGUCACAAAUUAUCCUUGCAGAAAAAACUUACCUGAAGAAGAUGUCAUUAGAGAAAGUCAAAUAAGAUUGGCCUUGAUUGAUUUCUUAAGGGGACUUGUUGAGUUUGAUCCUGCCAAACGUUGGUCACCUUUUCAAGCUUCAAAACAUCCUUUUGUGACAGGGGAACCCUUCACAUGCCCUUACAAGCCUCCCCCAGAGACACCUCACAUGCCUGUAGCUCAAAAUCUCAAGGUGGAUCAUCACCCUGGUGGAGGGCAUUGGUUUGCCGCAGGUCUCUCCCCCAAUAAAAAGAAGAGGAAACUCAUAGUAGUACCCUUACUUAUUAUGCAGCUUCUGGGCAGGAGUAGAGUUGCCUUGCAUAACAGUCCACAUAUUCAGAUGGGGCCUUAUGCACAUGCUAACAGUUAUGGUAGUAUAGGAAGCCAUGGUAGCUAUAAUGAUGGUAUUGGGUUAGGAAGCAGCUAUGGAAGUUAUGGGGAUGGUAGCAAUAUGUUUGCAUAUUAUUCACCUGUUGGUCCAUCUGGAAUGAACAUGUGCGCACAGAGUAGCAUGUCCAUGCUUGGAAGUAGUCCUGAUGCAAGACACGGGAUUAUUUCAUACUCUCAUGGAAAUGGACUAGGUGUUAACCCAUCGGCAGGAAGCUUUGCUCGACUACCCCUUGGCACGAGUCCUUCACAGUUCACUCCACCAAGCUCUUACGUUCAAGUUUCAGCUGGCUCUCCUGGACAUUAUGGACCAACCUCUCCUGCAAGAAGCAGUUGUCAUGGGUCACCUUUAGGUAAAAUGGCUGCAGUCAGCAAUUUUAAUAGAAGAAAAAGUUGGGGAUAUUCUGGUUGUUCUCAAACUAAGGAUAGUUCAUCGUCAAAUUGGCAAGGACAAAUUACCGAGCCUGCAAGCUCUAGCCAAGCUGAUGGGAAUCCUCAAGUACUUGGCGGUUCACCCUCACAUCUGCAGUCGAGUUCUGGAUCUGCGAGCUUGAAGCUACAGCAAGGUGGCGAAGUUAGUGCGGGUUCCAUUCAAAAUAUGCCAGGUUCCUUUAGACUCGGUUCCAGUAUGCAACUUUCUCAAAGCACAGGGGAAAAUCAUGACAAGCCUGAUGUUUCUCAGUCAUUGCCGGAUCCUGGAGAUUGGGAUCCGUACUAUAGCGAAGAACAACUUCUUCAAAAUGAUGGCUCAGAUGUGAGCUUAAGCUCUGAGUUCAGCAAAGGCAUGCACCUUGGUUCUUCUGAUCCACUUACUGGAUUUGAAAGAUUCAGCAGGGCCUCAAAUAUGAACGCUUACAGACAAAAUGGACCUAUUCAAACAUUUUCACAUGUUGAGGUGGGUCGUUCAAUGGACCUAUCCACUCACAAUCACGAUACUGGAUAUGGUCAUUCAAUGUCUAAACAUACUCAGUUCAUGCCUCAUAUCUCACAAAAUUCUCCAAGCCGUUUUGGACAACAGCCGGUUCAGCGGUUUAACCAAGGGAGACACUCCGCUGUACGGGGUACCGAAUGGAAUCAUAUGAAGGUCCAGCUCCCUCCAUCUAGCUUCCACUCUGGGGGCCAGCACUCUCCUGGAAGUAAUUCAUUUAACAAUGGCAUUUCAUGGGGGCAUAGAGCUAAUCAUCCAGCCACAAGUAUUCCACCUGCAUCUCGAGGAAGAAAGGACUAUGGCCGGAUUUCAUAGUGCUGAAAGCAGCUUAAUUUUUUUUUUACGGGGAGGGAUUGUGUACUGAGUGUUCACAAGAAAGUUGGACUUCAACAGUUAACAUGCCUAGUUGGCUUCACGCUAAGAGCUUAUAAUCUGUCAGGGCAUGUCAAUUCAUUGUGCUUGCUUCAAUAUAGUUUAUGGUUUUGAUUUUUUUUUUCUUUUUUAUUGCCUCUCUUGGUACACAGUCGAUUAUUUUUGCUAUGAGCAGCUAAUAUGGCCUUCUAUUCAA